CGUCGGAUCUGCUUUCUUUGCGUUGCACAAGAAUUGGAUGCAAUGGCGUGCUGGAUUGUUUGCGAUUGCCACCUUUGAAAGGGGUUCCGCCCGGUGGUAGGCAAUCCUGGCUCAAGUUGACAGUACUGGGUUGAGGUAUGACAUCGCUAGAAGCGUCUGCGUAAAUCAAUAGAUCAAGAACGACCACUAAAGAGUUGCACAGGACGCUUGAAGUUGAGAUUUUACCGGGAGUGAGAUAUUGCAUAUGGCAACAACCAUCAGUGUUGCAGUGUGAGUGAAGAAACCAAGACAGCCAAGCAAAGAAAUAAGCCACCACAGUGUCAGUGCCAAAUUAAAAGUCUAAAAAAUUGCACCCUGGAUAGUCUACAGAGCAGAAUUCAUAUAUGUUGCACAUUUUAUGAAUUUGCUUACAAGCAAUUGUCUGUAGUUUUCUCAGGUGGUGUCAGUUGAUAGAAAACUGGCAAGUGCAGCCCUGAUAGCCAGUGCCACGUUCUUUUGGUCACAUGAGCUUAUACAGAACACGACCACGUUUAUACAUAAGCCAUGGACCGAAAGACGUUUUGGACACGACUCCGACAUUACCCGAUUUAAAGUUAAAUGCUCCUAGUCCACCACCAUUACCGAACAGUCCACCCGUGUUUCCAAACACCAGUGACUCAUGUCAAGUGUUGAGAAUUGGACAGUAUUUAUUGGUGGAGCAACUUGACUCUAGCAAUUUAUACAAGGCUGUGAAGACAGACACUCAGGAACAUUUAAUAUGUAAGGUAUUUACUUUAGCAAAAUACCAAGAGGCCCUAGCAGCCUAUUUUCGCCUGGAUUCUGAAGCUGGGAUCAACCACGUUGUAGAAAUCUUGCUCGGAGAACAGAAUGCAUAUGUCUUCUUUGAGGGUAACCAUGGCGACCUUCACUCGUAUGUCCGCUCACACCGGCGUCUGCGUGAGAAUGAGGCGGCAUUACUGUUCUGCCAGAUAGCCACCAUUGUCGCGGCAUGCCAUAGCAGGGGUGUUGUACUACGAGACCUGAAACUGCGAAAAUUUGUCUUCAAAGAUGAGGAAAGGACGUCGCUGAAGCUAGACAGCCUAGACGAUGCGUGGGUCUUGGACGAGGAAGAUGACAUGCUAUCAGACAAGCAUGGCUGUCCUGCAUAUGCAUCCCCAGAGAUUCUUAAUAGCACCAGCUCUUACUCGGGCAAGGGAGCAGACGUCUGGAGCCUUGGUGUGAUGCUGUUCACGAUGCUCAUCGGCCGCUACCCAUUCCACGACACUGAGCCGACGAAGCUGUUCAGCAAAAUACGCAAGGGCCAGUACACGAUCCCGGACACGGUGUCGUCACGUGCCAAGAGCCUCAUACACAGCUUGAUGCGGCGCGAGCCCGCCCAGCGCCUCUCUGCAGAAGAGGUGCUCGAACAUCCUUGGUUUAACAACAGACACUCGUUCAGCCUUCCCCGGAUGGACAAGGAUGCUAAGGAUGUAGAGCAGUUGGUGCCGAGAGAGAUUGUGAGCGACGAUGAUUGGUUCACAUGAACUGCGCCAACAGCAACAACGCCAAUCAUUUCACAUCUAGUCCACAGCCGUGGACAUGUCGCGUGGUGGACGGCGACUUUCCGGCUCUAGUGCGCAUGGACGUGUUUGUGCGUAUACCCGCCAUCGCUGUUUCAUGCUUACAGUUGUUGUGAUGUGUGUGUAUGUGUGUCUGGCCGUUGUGCGCCCGUUGAAUUUUAGCAUGGUUCACGGUACAUGACGUUGAGUGUGAAAAAUCUGUGUAGGCGUUUUCGAUGCGUGCUUAGUGCGUCGUGGCAUGUAUGAUGUAGAGGCACGUACCGUGAAGUCGUUUGGCCUGUAGGUGCGGGGAGUGAGGAUUUUUGUCAUGUUGCGUGCUUCAGGUUUUACAGGCGUGUACUUUCAUCGUUGUAAAUAAGAGGCAAAUAGUAAUUACAAAUGUACAGAAGUUGACAAAGAUCUCUGUGGUUGGAUUGUUAGAAGAUACAAAGUUUAAAUUCUGUAAACUAUGCCUAACUUGUAAGAAUAUGUGUACAGUUGUUCAUCAAAUUCGAUCAGUUCUACUAUGAUUUAGAGGUAAAGAUAGGAGAGAGCAUAUGAGGUGUGCAUGGGUGAGUCUGGGCGUGGCUUGAAUGUGUGAGCAUGUGUACGGAUGUGUGCGUGCGUUAUGUGCACGCGAGUAUUUUCUCAUUUCGGCUCACAAGCUGUAUUCUUCUGAGCAGCAAGUCAGCCAGCCGAGUGUUUGUCUGUCUCAGUGUGGGUGAAUGGUAUCAUAGUAACAAAACUCCACAUCUGACCCCAAGUAUUUUAUAUGUAAUACGGCGAUAUGUCCAACUUAAGUUUGACAAGAUUCUGUUAGCAUCUACUCUCUUUCAACAUGUUCAGCACUGUCGUUUGCAUUUUUAAUUGUGUAAUGUUUUAUUAAAUGAUAGUAAUUAUCCUGCCUAUGAAGCGGGAGCAACUAUGUCAUAAAGUGACCUGUGGAAACUAACGUUUGAUAAAAUGAGUGUUUUAGAUGGCAAGACUUGAUAUUAAUGUACAUUUGAUGGUAGCACAUGCAAUUUUUAGUAACAGAUUACUUUUUCAAGUAGCACUUAUAGUAAUAAGCAUCACACAACAUGAAAAACUAAAUUAUUGAACUGAUACUGUUGUGUUCUUUUUAAACCUCACUGUUUGCUAAGUCGACUGGAACUUCUUUUAAAGACAGUGGUUUGUGAAUUUGUCAAACGUUUGACUGCAAUAUUAUGGUAUGUUAAUAUCAAGCCUUGAGUAAGUUUAAAUUUAGUAUAUCUUGUUUCUUACUUUGAAUCCAGUAAGCCGCAUACCUUAAGUCUGGGUGCAUCCCAUCAGAGUAGUCAUACAUGCAUGGUACGGGUCCGUCAAAUAGGGUGUGUGGUCAUUCCGAAAUUCGCCAUUAUCAUAUCCUAAUUGGCAGGACAGUUCACCUACACUGUGGCAUAAUAGGAUGGGCACAGACUUGUGCUAUAUAUAUGCGAGCAAAUUUCAAAGUUACAGCUACGAUAUGUUCUACUAUUACGCAAACCGCAUGAAUACCUCUAAACGGACCGAUAAAAGCCCUGGUAGGGUUGGAGCUCCGUAUGGAUUUCCGCACUAGCACUUGAUCCCUCACACUUGUGAGUCACCGGUUAUGUGCAUUGCAAUAGUAUAGUAAUAGAAUUAAAAGUGGCUGUUUUAACGGCAGUGACCAAUGCAAGUUUAAUUAGGAGACGUAUUUGCUGCACAGCGUUUACUAUUGAAAGUACGUAAUCUUCUCCCAAUGUAACGCAUGAUCAACUUCAUACAUGCUUUCUAUUGAGGUUUAUUGGAUAAAUUGGGACCAGUUUGCUUUGACUUGUUGUCUUACGCGUUGUCUGGCUGCUCUCACACACUUGUUACGUGCCUGUAGGUAUUGAAAAGCGUUUCUCUAUUGGUUACUGCCGAGUACUACUUAUUGUUCUGUUCUCUGCUUCAGAUUUUUUGGUUAUUUUUCUGAUUGUCGUUCGUCUAUUGGCAUUAAACAUUACGCGUAGAAGUACGAGCUAAAGUCAAAUGCUGUCACGUGCAAGUGAAUUUUAUACCACAAGUCUAAGAUGCACAACAAAUCCAAUAGGUAUACAUUAGCUGUGCCUGUAGUUUCCAUGUCUCUGUGCUGUUUGAAUAUGUCUAGGCACGGCAGUGUACUCGUGGCUGUACAUGUAGUAGUAGCAGCAGUAAGAUAUCGUCACAUAUUUUGUAGUGUGUGUCAACCAGGGCUAGUUGGCCCCUGUGUCGUUACCGUUUCCAAAAAACACAUAACAGUGAAUGUGCGCAGGGAUUUGCAAGCAUGUGUACUGACUGUGCAACGUAACAACACUUCACAAGGCUCACCUAGUGUAAUUUGGAUUCAACUGACAAGAUUAUAUGUUUUCAUAUUUUCUGUAUUUGGUCUAAAACUGCGACUGUGGAUGCUUAACUAUUGCUGUCACACUUGGCACCUGUUUAUGUUUUGUAGAUGUCAUCAAGAUGUUAAACCGUUUAAAAUAGGACUUGUUCGAUUUAAUUACGUUCUGAUAAGUGUGUUCUGUGUAUCUUUACCUGUGCGUAUACAAUAUUUUAAUGAAUGUUGAGUGUGUGCUGUUCAGGCAUCCAAAGCCAGUCGUCAUCAUUAUAGUACAGUAUAUUACAGCACUUAUCGUACAUAUGUACAUUUCUGGGUAGAAACCGCAGUAUAAUUUCUUUGUUUUAUCUCCGCAGACAUGUACAUGUGUGCAGUGAGUUCCGCGUGCCGUGUUGUAGAGCAUACUAAAACUUUGCCAGCUCCUAUAACUGUUUUCCGAUGUAAACGUUCGCGUAUUUACGUCUAUGGAACGUUGUAAAGACCUAUUUUGUAACCGCAAAUCACACUAGUUCAUACGUUUUUAUAAUCAUCAAUUUGUAAAAGAUGCUGCUAACAUGGUUUUUACGAGAGCAGGCCUUGGUAACACACUAAAACUAUUAAUUUGUGGUGUUAAGUGAUGAUGCAAUGUACCUGCAAACCUACAAGUGCAGUUUUGCUACGAAAUCUUCAUAAUUGAAUUUCAUACAAAUACAGUAAUCAGUAUAGUCGGUCUAUCGUCACGCGACUAUCUUCUGCCGUGUAAACCGUCUGCACUGCACGUAUGUAGAUGCUCGUCAGUUAUGUGGUAGUAGUAGCUAUUGUGUAUCUGCUAUUCAGAAGCACUCUAGAAAUGGCCUGCUGUACAGAUGGUAAUAUCACUUGCGGAUCCCACACUUCAGCGGUAAAAUAAAUGCUUGUGACAUACAUAAAUGCUUGUGAAGCAGCUGUUGAUUUUAGCGCCACAGUUUCUGUGAAGAGAAAGAGUGAGAGAGAAAGAGCGAGAGCGAGAGAGAGGGAGAGCGCUCGCGCUCGCGCGCUAGAGGGUAGCUAAUUUAAAGCUCUGUAUAGGCGAGUGGUAUAUCAUCAUGCAUCCGCCUGACUACAUUGCCAAUGCAGAUUUAACACGGUUGGUGUCCCUUGACGUGAUAUAAACGACCUGGACGUUUCAAUAGAUUGGGAAAACUUCUGGUCUGGUAAAUCUUUACCAUUCAAGAGGGUGUGCGAUGUUAGUACGUCGUAAUGCGUUAUCGUAAUGUGUGCUGACGUCGUUUCACGCGGGAGUUCGCAUGCUCCUUAGGCUGAGAAUGGAAAUUUAUGCAUUUUUGAUGGAAUUGCUGCUUCACGUUACGGGUGCAGCGCUAUACGUGGUUAUUGGUGGAUGGCGCAACCAUAACGCUGCAGUUGUAUGAUCUGGUCUGUUCUGUGGCUAGUCUUGCAACAACCAUCAUUAGUAGUGUGCAAGAGAAGAUUGAUCUCACAAGUUGCGUGAAGUAGAUGGCUGCUCGUUAUGACACGUAUAAGUUAUCUGUUCCCUUCCUCUCCGUUUCUCUCUGUUCAUAUCUUUCAUUCAUCAGUUCACUGGCACACACGAACAAACAAAGGCGCGCGCGCGCACUCUCUUCUCACACAUAUAUUUAUCACCCCCUUAUGCAAGCAUGUGUCCGGACAACCUGAUAAUGAUCGCACUACAUGAAUGACAGGUGCUGAUCCCAAGCUGACCUUUGGGUUUUAUGCAAAUAUAUCCUGUUUCUGAAAUCGCUCGACGCUGUAUGGAAAGUUUGGAGUUUGUCUUUAGUUGCAUCUCUGUGUAGGCUGAGCGGUGAACGCGGUAUGGCCCGUUGCGCUCGUAAAACUUCACAUACUCUCCUGGAAAACAUAUAAAAGAUGAUAAUGCAGUAGCGAUGUAACGUAUAUGUGGCGCUACGCGCCGGUACGAUAAACCGUAUCACCGCCUGUCCGUCUAGUGUUGUUGUUACUCGUGGUGUCCCAGUCGUUGCACAACACUUCUGUACGAACCACGCCGUAUUCUUCAGGAGUGAAAGUAUUGCCGUUCAAAAUAAAUGUUGAAAUUAU
Molecule: messenger RNA, 5928 nt
Organism: Priapulus caudatus
Lineage: Eukaryota; Metazoa; Priapulida; Priapulimorpha; Priapulimorphida; Priapulidae
Product: tribbles homolog 2-like
Exons: 6
Coding region: 504-1523 (339 amino acids)
Biological process (GO): positive regulation of proteasomal ubiquitin-dependent protein catabolic process; regulation of MAP kinase activity; protein phosphorylation
Cellular component (GO): nucleus
Molecular function (GO): mitogen-activated protein kinase kinase binding; protein kinase activity; ATP binding
Source: RefSeq, a predicted model, not a curated record